AAGUGAAGUGAAAAAUAGUUGUCAAAAUAAAACCCAAAUUAGAAUUUGGAAAAAUGUUAUUAUUUUUGUUAAUUACCCUGCUGAGCGCCUUCUUCAUCUUUGCCAAACGCCAUUACACGCAAUGGCAACGUUUGGGUUUGGUGUCCGAUGAGGCGGUGAUACCUUUUGGUUCCCUUGCGAAAGUUUUUCGCAAGGAACGUCCCUUUGGCUUGGUCAUGUACGAUUUAUAUGAGAAAUUUCAAGAGCAAGUUGUGGGCAUCUAUUUGUUCUUCAAACCAGCUCUGCUGAUCCGCGAUGCCGAAUUGGCAAGGCAAAUCCUGACCAGCGAUUUCAAUAGCUUCCACGAUCGCGGCAUAUACGUGGAUGAGAAAAAUGACCCCAUGUCGGCGAAUUUAUUCGCCUUGGAGGGUCAGUCAUGGCGUACGCUACGAAUGAAAUUGACCCCUUCGUUUUCGUCGGGUAAACUGAAGGGAAUGUUUGAGACCGUCGAUGAUGUGGGCAACAAAUUGCUGGAAUAUUUGAAUAAUCAACUGAAGGAUGGCCAGACUCAUGUUUUGGAUAUAAAAAGUAUUUUGACAACGUAUGCCAUUGACAUCAUUGGUUCGGUAAUAUUUGGCUUGGAAAUCGAUAGCUUCACCAAUCCGGAUAAUGAAUUCCGCGUUUUGAGUGAUCGUUCAUUUGACAAUGACAGCAGAAGUUUUCUGAGCAAACUUCGAAAUUUGACGAAUUUUGUGUGUCCACCAAUUGCCAAAUUGCUAACGCGCCUUGGUACCAAGGAACCUGUCGUCUAUCGCCUGCGAGAUAUUGUCAAACGUACCAUCGAAUUUCGCGAAGAAAACAAUGUGGUACGCAAAGAUUUGCUACAUCUACUAAUUCAACUACGGAAUACGGGAAAAAUAUCCGAUGACAAUGAUAAUCUAUGGAAUAAGGUUGAAUCGACGGCUACAAAUCUCAAGGCCAUGUCCAUUGAUAUGAUAGCUUCAAAUUCGUUCCUCUUCUAUAUUGCGGGAUCGGAGACAACUGCCUCAAGUACCUCAUUUACCAUCUAUGAAUUGGCCAUGAAUCCAGAGGCAUUGAAAAAAGCUCAAAACGAGGUAGAUGAAUGUUUGAAGAAACAUGGAAUAAAGCCGGAUGGACGUAUAACCUAUGAGGCCAUACAGGACAUGAAAUAUUUGGAUUUGUGUGUUAAGGAAACCACCCGCAAAUAUCCUGGCCUACCAUUUUUAAAUCGCCAAUGUACCCAGGACUUUAAGGUGCCGAAUUCGAAAUUUACCAUAAAAAAGGAUACGAAUGUUAUCAUCUCCCUUUUGGGUCUGCACAGAGAUGCCAAAUAUUUCCCUGAGCCUUUGGCUUAUAAGCCCGAACGAUUUGCCGAUGAAACCAAAGAUUAUGAUGCAGCAGCAUAUAUGCCAUUUGGAGAGGGUCCCCGACAUUGUAUUGCUCAGCGUAUGGGCGUGAUGAACACCAAAGUUGCCUUGGCCAAAAUAUUGGCCAACUUCAAUAUCGAACCAAUGCCCCAUAAGGAGGCUGAAUUUCAAUUCAAUACAGCUCCGGUUUUAGUACCAGUCAAUGGUCUUCGUGUUGGUCUCUCGAAGAGAAGUUUUUGCAAAACUAAAAUGUUAUUACUGCUACUGAUUGUGGUGACGACCCUCUACAUCUUUGCCAAACUUCAUUAUACGAAAUGGGAACGUUUGGGUUUCGAAUCGGAUAAGGCCACCAUACCCCUGGGCUCGAUGGCAAAGGUAUUCCACAAGGAACGGCCAUUUGGCCUGGUUUUGUCCGACAUAUAUGACAAAUGCCACGAGAAGGUGGUGGGCAUUUAUUUGUUCUUCAAGCCGGCCCUACUGGUGCGCGAUGCCGAAUUGGCGAGACAAAUUUUGACCACAGAUUUUAAUAGCUUCCAUGAUCGUGGCCUCUAUGUGGAUGAGAAAAAUGAUCCAAUGUCGGCGAAUUUAUUCGUAAUGGAGGGUCAAUCAUGGCGUACGCUGAGAAUGAAAUUGGCCCCCUCGUUUUCGUCGGGUAAACUCAAGGGGAUGUUCGAAACGGUCGAUGAUGUGGCGGCUAAAUUAUUAAAUCACUUGAAUGAGCGUUUGAAGGAUGGCCAGUCGCAUGUUUUGGAAAUCAAGAGCAUUUUGACCACCUAUGCUGUCGACAUCAUUGGUUCGGUGAUAUUCGGCCUGGAAAUCGAUAGUUUCACCCAUCCGGACAAUGAAUUUCGUGUCUUGAGUGAUCGUCUAUUUAACCCAAAGAAGUCGACAAUGUUGCAGAGAUUUCGCAAUUUAUCAAACUUUAUUUGUCCACCACUUGCCAAACUCUUGUCGCGCCUUGGUGCCAAGGAUCCGAUAACAUAUCGCCUGCGCGACAUCGUGAAACGGACGAUAGAAUUUCGCGAAGAAAAGGGCGUUGUACGCAAAGAUCUUCUUCAGUUAUUUAUACAACUUAGAAAUACUGGUAAAAUUUCCGAUGACAACGACAAGCUAUGGCAUGACGUUGAGUCGACGGCGGAAAAUCUCAAAGCCAUGUCCAUCGAUAUGAUUGCCUCCAAUUCAUUCUUAUUCUAUAUUGCCGGAUCGGAAACAACGGCGGCCACAACAUCAUUUACCAUCUAUGAAUUGGCCAUGUAUCCGGAAAUUUUGAAGAAGGCCCAAAGCGAGGUGGAUGAGUGUCUGCAAAGGCACGGUCUCAAGCCGCAGGGACGUCUGACCUAUGAGGCCAUACAGGAUAUGAAAUAUUUGGAUUUGUGUGUAAUGGAAACCACCCGCAAAUAUCCUGGCCUGCCGUUUUUGAAUCGCAAAUGCACUCAGGAUUUCCAAGUACCCGACACAAAACUUACCAUACCCAAGGAAACGGGAAUUAUCAUCUCCCUCUUGGGCAUCCAUAGAGACCCACAGUAUUUCCCCCAACCCGAGGAUUAUAGGCCAGAACGCUUUGCCGAUGAGAGCAAGGAUUAUGAUCCAGCGGCAUAUAUGCCUUUUGGAGAGGGUCCAAGGCACUGUAUUGCUCAACGCAUGGGCGUUAUGAAUUCCAAGGUAGCCUUGGCCAAAAUAUUGGCCAAUUUUAAUAUUCAACCAAUGCCCCGCCAAGAAGUUGAGUUCAAAUUCCAUUCAGCUCCUGUUCUGGUACCAGUAAAUGGUCUCAAUGUGGGCCUAUCGAAGAGGUGGUGAAGCGCAAGUGGUUAAGUGAAUUGAGGAGUGCUUUUUCGAGAUAUAUGUUGGUGAUUAGGGUUAUAACGAUUAUUUAAGAACCAGUAUUUAAGCUUUAAUUUUUUAUUCAAAAAUUUUGAAAUAUUUGAAAUUAAAAUAAACAUAUGUAAAUAAAAUUAUGUAUAUAUAAAA
This is a messenger RNA of Musca domestica (house fly), 3335 nucleotides long. RefSeq names its product cytochrome P450 6d3-like (gene Cyp6d2). The transcript has 10 exons. Gene Ontology annotation, molecular function: heme binding; iron ion binding; oxidoreductase activity, acting on paired donors, with incorporation or reduction of molecular oxygen. Bases 54 to 3164 code for a protein of 1036 amino acids. The record is from RefSeq and is a predicted model, not a curated record. NCBI's taxonomy places the organism in Eukaryota, Metazoa, Arthropoda, Insecta, Diptera, Muscidae.